AACUGUUUAAAAAAUUAAAAAUCUACCGCGCAGUAAUCGCUGCAAGUAUUCGAUAUAUUCGCCGGUCCGGCGAUUUCUCCAUACAUAUAUAAAGACAACCGAUGCUCCAUUCGUCGUCAUUCGAUUGCAAACAUUUUUCCUACCAACAUUUCUCGCCUCAGGAGUUAUCUGCAAAUUGUUAACAAAAUGGCCCUGCCGCAAAAGCACUUCAAGAAGGGUUCUGCCAAGCCAGAUAUUCCCGAAGAUGGCAAGCUGCGUUUCUUCUCCAUGGCUUUUUGCCCCUUCAGCCAUCGGAUUCGCCUCUUGCUGGCCGCCAAAAAGAUUCCACAUUACAAUAUCUACAUAGACUUAAUUGAAAGGCCGGAGUGGUUCAAGGACUACAGUCCGUUGGGCAAGGUACCUGCUCUUCAGCUUGCUGGAAUAAAGGAUCAACCUACGCUGGUAGAAUCCCUCAUCAUAGCGGAGUACUUGGAUGAACAGUAUCCUGAACCACGACUGUUUCCCACGGAUCCGCUCCAAAAAGCCCUGGACAAGAUUCUCAUCGAACGUUUUAUUCCGGUGGUCAGUGCCGUUUAUCCAGUGCUGACCUGCAACUCGAAAGCUCCGCCAGAUGCUUUACAGAACUUUGAGAAUGCAUUGGAUGUUUUUGAGGUGGAGUUGGCCAAAAGGGGUACUCCCUUUUUUGCUGGACAGAACAUUGGUAUUGUGGACUACAUGCUUUGGCCCUGGUUCGAACGCUUUCCCAGCAUGAAACUCAAUACGGAGCAGAAAUAUGAACUGGAUGCCAACAGGUUUGCAAAUCUGCUGAAGUGGCGGGAAUUGGUUGCUCAGAAUUACGCUGUGCAAACCACUGCUUUGGAUGUCCAGCUGCAUGCCGAGUUCCAGAAGUCCAAGACCUUCGGAAAUCCCCAAUACGAUAUAGCCUUCAAGGCCAAGAUCUAGAAUGUCAACUCGUUUCGUCAAGAUCACAUCUACAAAACCGGUUAUUGGGCCACUUUUUAUUCAUUCCAAGCUAACAAUUCAAAUAAACGAAGUGCAUCAGGCCUCCUUAA
Molecule: messenger RNA, 1052 nt
Organism: Drosophila ficusphila
Lineage: Eukaryota; Metazoa; Arthropoda; Insecta; Diptera; Drosophilidae
Gene: GstO2
Product: pyrimidodiazepine synthase
Exons: 3
Coding region: 187-942 (251 amino acids)
Biological process (GO): glutathione metabolic process
Cellular component (GO): cytoplasm
Molecular function (GO): glutathione transferase activity; glutathione dehydrogenase (ascorbate) activity
Source: RefSeq, a predicted model, not a curated record